GUGGAUUUCGGUGCGCGACUGGUGAGAACGCGAAAAAUUGUAGGAAAAAUCGAAUCGCUGUAAAUUGAAUUUAGGGCAGAAAAAGUUUUGCAGAUAAUUGUGAAAAUAUAUCAUUUAGCUAGCUAUAGAAACAAAUGCAAUUAAUGCAUUUUGAAGUGCUCAAUUAAUUUUGUGAUUGUAGUGCGCCACAUUUUUGGGUGUUCACGCGCAAGCAAAAUACAGAAAAAAAGAGGGGUGAAAAAUUGCAAAGCGGAAAAUUUUCGUGCUGUCGGUAGAAAUAGAAAAAAGGGCAAAACAGUGGACGAAAGAGAAACGUAAAAAAUAGAUUGGUAAUACGAACAAAAGAAUGAAAACAAUUUUUUUAUAGAUGAGUGUCAAUUAAAACAAUUAAUAUAGUGAGGAUUUGGAAUGCUGCAGUCGCUGCUAAUAGUAAUUUGACAAAAUAAAUCAAUUGAUGUAAAACACAUAGAAGAAAGUUUAAACUUAAGAUGGGCACAGAAGAGCAAACGCUUGGGGAUGUGCCUGCUGCCCCGAUGAAAGCCUCGGACAACAAUCAAAACUUCAACACAACAACUGACACGGUCCAACAAUUGCAACAUGUACAACUUCCGAUAGCAUCGGCAGCGCCGCAAGUGAUAAUUAUGCCUGCCUCUCAAACGUCGACUGCAGCCACAAAUGCCGCCAAGAAAAUACGUCGAGCUUUCUCCAUGCCUCGAAAUCCCUUCCGGUGGUCGCGCAAAUUUAAAACUUCCACUUCAGCAGUAGAAAACGCCAGCAGUGCUGGUGGCAGUAACAUAGCGAUAUCGUCGUGUGUUGGUGGGGGUCGUGGGCGCGCCGGUAGCAUUGUUUCGCUGAGCAGCUACGAAGCCAUUUCUAAGGAUGCUAAUGGUAGCAACGACAGUGGGGUUGGCGGUUCUGAUGAAUCUAAAACUGGCGGUAGAAUAAAAAGAGAUGUUAUUGUCAAAGCAGUGGAACAGAAAAUAAUAAAUGGCAAACCACUUUCCGGUGGCAAUGAGAUUAGCAACACUGCCGCUGCUUCCAAUUCCAAUCGUGUUCUAAGGCGCUCAUCAUUCAGGAAGUUUCUAAAUCGUAUUGCACAGCAUGUCAGCACGUCAAUUAAUGUUGGGGCGAACAAGAAUGCUACGUUGUCCGCAUCUGCAACCGGUGAUCGCGUGCCACCCAUUGGCAACUACCAAUGGCCAGCCGAUCAGACACCUGGCGUUAUGGGACUCAAGAAUCACGGCAAUACAUGUUUCAUGAAUGCAGUGCUACAGUGUCUCAGUCACACUGACAUACUGGCCGAAUAUUUCGUAUUGGAUCAAUAUAAGGCUGAUUUAAAGAGGCGCAACAAAAUCAAUUCACGAAAAUUUGGUACAAAAGGAGAGCUUACGGAGCAGUUGGCCAAUGUACUGAAGGCGUUGUGGACAUGCAAGAAUGAGAGCGAUCACAGCACCAGUUUUAAGGCUGUUGUAGAUCGCUACGGUUCACAAUUUCGUAGCUCAACACAACAUGAUGCUCAAGAAUUUCUGUUUUGGCUGCUGGACAAGGUGCACGAGGACUUGAAUACGGCUACGAAACGGCGUUACAAAAGUGUAAAGAAUUCCUAUGGCCGUCCUGAUGAAGUAAUCGCCGCAGAAACGUUGGCAAAUCACAUCCGCUGCAACAAUUCCUUCGUACAAGCGGUGUUCCAGGCACAAUUCCGCUCGUCGCUCACUUGCCCACGCUGUAAAAAACAAUCCAACACAUUUGAUCCGUUCCAUUGCAUUUCGGUGCAGUUGCCACAGUUGAUGCAACAGACAGUUUUCGUAACUGUGGUAUAUCUGCAACGAGAACCACGACAAAUAAAGAUCGGUAUAAGCGUGCCCACUGGUUCGCCCAUUGUCGCCUUACGCGACCAAUUACAAACAGAUACUGGCAUUCAGGGCAAGAGCAUGGUGCUAGUUGAUAUAAACAAAGAAGGAUUUACGCGCGUCUUCUACGACUCACAACCAGUAGCUACAUUAAGUGGUAUCGAAUCGAUUUAUUGUAUCGAAGUACCCGAAAUAAAGAACGCGCCAACAACGGUAUCAUCGAAAACAGUUGCAUCCGAGGAGAAGGAGAAGAAGAAGGAGGACAUAAUUGGCACCACCAAUGCUAAUUCCAAAACUAGUGGCGCGGCAACGAAUUCUAUCACAAAUUCAACAGAGGCCAACAAGAUAUGUGCAUCUGGCAAAACUACCGAUACUAAUGCCAAUGCCAAUUCCAAUGCAGCUGGCCCCAAGGUCACAAAUACUCCAUCCACUGCCAGCACUACAACGGAGCUACUUUUACUGGUCGCGAAUGUGCGCAAGCGGAAAGUAGCUGUUGAAGGUGCUGAAGCAGCGAAAGACAACAGUCCUGUCUAUACUGUAGAACGGUUUGGCAUGCCAUUUAGCUUGCUAGCAGCACGAGAUUGUUCUUAUGCCGAUUUACAAAAACUACUUUUAUGCGAAAUGGCGUCAUUGCUAAAACCUGAAGUUUUCUCGAACGCAAAGCCACUCAGUGAUAUGUUUCAAAUGCGUCUCCAGGAUCCAUCUGCAGAUCCAGACACAUACCUGCAGAAUGUUGAGCACCCGCUGCUAACGGAGAUGGUCGAUUUAGCAUUAUCAGUACUCUCGGCGGAGGCUGGACCACCACAUAUAAAACUUUUGCUCGAGUGGUCUGAGCCCGAAAAACAUUUUGCGGAUCUCAGUGAUAAGGUAGUGGAAGACGAAAGUGUACCGCGUUUACGCAACGAUGGCAAAUCGAAGACGGCAAACGACACUGCAGUACUUACUUUAGAGCAAUGUCUUGAGCACUACACCAAAGCUGAAACAUUGAGUGCCGAGGAUGCCUGGCGCUGCCCCCACUGUCAGCAAUAUCUGCCGGUUGUGAAGACGCUAGGUCUAUGGUCGCUUCCUGACAUAUUGGUGGUGCAUUUCAAGCGUUUCCGGCAGCACCAUGAGAAGGGCGCAAAUGCGGCAAAACUUACCACUAUGGUAAAAUUCCCGUUAAAUGCAUUCGAUAUGUCACCGCACUUGGCGCGCGGUGAUGAAGAGGAGGAAGGACCGCGCACAACGCUCAGUGUGACUGCUGCAUUGGACAUGGGGCCGCAUAGUCGCCCAAGUCCAUGGAAAAAGACACGUUCAGGAGACUCCCGAUCAUCCACGCUUAGCUCACGAGAUAACAGGGAGACGCGUUAUGAUUUGUACGCUGUGUGCUACCAUCAAGGGGAUACGCUCGAGACGGGUCACUACACUGCCGCAUGUAAGAACCCCUACGAUAGGCAGUGGUACAAAUUCGACGAUCAAAGGGUUUCCAAGGUACCCAACGAAUCAAUCGAAGAAGAGAUAAUUAAUAAUGAGGCUUACAUGUUAUUUUACCAACGUCGCACCGGGGAUGCAACUGAAUGCUCCGGUUCGAGUUCGAAUUCUGGCGAUCACUGGGUCUCGCGAAUUGCUCCGCCUCCAAUGGCAGUGGUUGAGAAGAUAAUCGCCACCGAGGAGAAACUCGUUGAAGAAGAUAUAUCCGAGGAUCGUAAGGAAGUUGUUAUUGUCGCUUCAGCUCCAGCGAUUAACACAACACCUGGAAAAACUGACGAAAAAUCCGUGGAUAUACCAAAAUUGAAGGAACCUGUACAUGAAGUGGACGCAGUUGUCAAUGAAAAUACAGAAACGGCUACAAUGGUUGUGGACAUUGAAAAGAUUUCAGUCGAUAUUGAAACGCUAGACUUUGUUGAUGCGGAUGCUGUCGCUAUUGACGUUGAGGUUAAUGCUGAUUGCAAGAAGGAAAUUAUUAAUAGCAUCGCUAAAUCCCUUAAAGAAGAAUUUAUGGCCAGUAGCGUUGGCGACAAUCAGAUCUUCGUUAUGGACGAAGACUGUCAAUCUGAAGAAAGUGAAACACUAACAAAAAUACCACAAUUCGUGAACAGCGCAACAUCUGUUACCAAAUUACAAUCGUCACCCGUAUCGACUUCCAGGGCGAUGGCAGUAUCGACGACGACGACGACUGAGGCGCCGCUGAUACCAGCUUGUGCGACACCAUCAAAAGCACCUGCUAGCACCUCAGCAAAUAGAGUAUUAACAGUAUUAACCAAUGGCUAUGCUAUAGAUAACUCCACAUUGCCAAAUCGGGGGCCAACGAGCCUCGUGCAUGCCGAAAUAAUUGGUAAACCCAACACUCCGGGCACGAGUCUCAUUCCCAUGUCUGCAAUUCCAGUCGGUAUUAAUGGUAGCCGCAUUAGAAAUUCCUCAACUUCCUCCUCCAGUUCAUCGCUGUCGUCACAUUCUUCGCCACACUCGCUAGCCGCGUCCAUACAUGGCGCUUCGACAUUACAAAACAAGUUUAAUGGAUUCACAGCCACUUCGGGCACAGCGAGCAGCAACUACAAGGAAGUAUUACUCUCUAGCAGCCUAAAGAGUAAUAGUAGCAGUAUUAUUAGCGCUGCAGUGGCAGCGCAUACAGCACACGAACUCCACUUAUCGCGUCAUCAGCCAUGGCAUGGUAGUCGUUCGAGUGUCUCAGCACUGGAGAGUGGAACUCAAGCUAACAAUCAUCAGCACGUUCAUGGCCUCAAUCUAAGGCAUUCGUUCUCCACCAGUUCAAAUUGUAAAUUACGCGAAUGUAGCGAAACGUUAUCGUCAAUGUUGCGUAAUUCUACUAAUACAUGCAGCAAAGACACUUUGAUAUUUAUCGAUCAGCAGAACCACCAUCAUCACCACAGCUUAAUCGAAGACGAUGACGAUUCGUUCAUGGGCAGCCGAUCACUUUGGAUUUCCCCGGUAACGCCACACAAACUUAUAACGGUCUCACCCAAAAACUGAGGUGUCGCUCCUUAGUGAACUUCAAUAAGAAUUAUAACAAUUGAUAAUACAAAUAUACAGCAAUUCGGGAAUGAAUAAGAGGAUUAACGGUAGAAGCUAAGCAUCAUUGGCGUUUUCGCUAUUGACUUUAUGUAAAACGCAAUUGAACGAUUUACCAAGGAAGCGAUUCCUUUUAAAUUUAAGAAAAUUGUGACCAAAUUUAUAUAAAUAAAUGUACGUGUAUGUAUGUAUUUGA
Rhagoletis zephyria (snowberry fruit fly) is the source of this 5055-nucleotide messenger RNA. It is a transcript of the gene Usp15-31, whose product is annotated as Ubiquitin specific protease 15/31. The record is from RefSeq and is a predicted model, not a curated record. Gene Ontology annotation, molecular function: cysteine-type deubiquitinase activity. Lineage: Eukaryota; Metazoa; Arthropoda; Insecta; Diptera; Tephritidae. Gene Ontology annotation, biological process: protein deubiquitination.